AUGUAUUAUUUAUAUUUGAUUUUUCUUUGGUUUUUAAUAUUUGAAACCAAUGCUAAUUUUUGCUAAUGCUCUUAAAUGAGAUAUAGAUCAAAGCUAAGAGGAAAUUAUAAAGAUGUUCUUAAAUAUGAUAGUGGAUCAUUAUUGGUUAGUAGAAAGACAAAUUUAUUUCGAAGUACAUAAUCAAAUGGUCUUUUAAGUAGAGAGACAAUUUAUUAGGUUGAUGGAGGAACUGGAUACACAUAUUGUGCGUUAGGGGGUUCAAUAAUUGUAGAAUUACACCAAGUUUAUGAAUUGAAUACAUUUAUAUUUUGGUUAUGGGAUAGAAGCCCACGUACCUAUGGUUUUAUUGUUUAUGCUUGUUAUGAAAAUAUUGAAACUGUUAUUUUAGACUCUGUUGGUUAAUUAGUAGGAGUUGUAAGAAUUAAUUUUCCUAACCAAAUGGUUAAAUAUUUUAAAAUAUUCAAUCGAAAUGGAAAUACUAGCAAUACUUAAUUACAUAUAAUUAAAGCAAUGGCAUUCUUUCAACUUUGA
Molecule: messenger RNA, 531 nt
Organism: Paramecium sonneborni
Lineage: Eukaryota; Ciliophora; Oligohymenophorea; Peniculida; Parameciidae
Source: the annotation of a GenBank genome assembly